UGGACCACGUUGCACUGCCCUUCGGCAGUUUUGCUUCUGUUUAUUGUUUAGCCACUUUUUGUUUGAAAUUUUAAGUUAAUAAAAAUUCGUGCUUCAAAAUUCAUGCUUCAAAAUUCACGCUUAAAAUUCAUGCUUCUGGGACAGUUUUAAAGGUUUUCUCUUCAUUCUCUCUUUCGGACUUAUCGACUGCUUGUGCCACAGCUGUGUGUACUGUGUAGCACGGUACCAGUAACAAUUUGGCUCCUCAGUCCUGCAUCAAUUGUAAUGUUUUCUCUUCCAUCUGCGAGCUUGACUGCUCAAGGUUCAUGCAUGCUUGUGAGGCAGUGCAACUUGACAGUUGGUAUUAAAAUAUUAUAGUUGCAUCCGCUAUCUCGAUGGAUGUGGAGAAUCUGCUGAAAACCCAUACAGUUGCGCAGCUCAAAGACAUCGAAAAAAAACUGCGCACCGAUGUCGAGCGCAAAAAGGAGGAUUUGCGCCAGCUGGUGUCCAACCGCUAUCGCGAGCUGAUUGAUGCUGCCGACAAAAUCAAAGGGAUGCACGGGUCAAUUUCCAGUGUAACCAACCAUCUGCAUAUGGUUCAUCAGUUAUCCGUACAAGCGAAACCGGAUAAAUCCCGAUCUCAAACGGAAAACACGGCGAGCAUUUUGGAGCCGUCGAUUAGUCAACUUCUCCGCGAUGCACCGGAAAUCAUUUUCCGCGCUCUGGAGAGCGACGACGUGCUGAUGGCAGCAGUCGUGUAUUCCUUCGUAAAGAACGUCGUCUGGCAGUGGAACGUGGGACCCGUGGCCUUCACGCAGCAGCCGCAGUGGCUGUUUUUGCGGUCCUAUGGGAACUUUAUUUCCAGUCAUCUGCACCUUUUAUUCGAGAAGAUCGAAUAUGAUGCUUUGGAGUGCAGUCGAUAUUUUUGUGCUUUUUUAAUUAUGGCGAAUUCCACUAAUGCUCUGGAUGCUCUGAAGAGUUUUUUGGAAAGACGCCAGCGUGUUUUGGAUAAUUUAUUGACCAGCUCAUCCGCGUCGGUUCGUGACACGUUGCGUGAUUCGCUGCUGUGUUUGCUUUCCACGUUGAGAACCGUCCAUGAGGUGUUUGUGACACAUAAUUUAUUGAAAUUUAUGGAUAGUGAAGUGGUGGAAUUGAGAGCGAUGAUAUUUUCCAAGUUUUUUCCCGGAUUUGUUCCGCUAUCGGAAUUCGGAGUUUCAUACGAUGGCAUUUUGAAUUUUGGUGAUGACGAUCAGAAUUUUGAUUUGGUGUUGGAAGUGCGGAGACAACUAAAAGAGUGGCUGGAAGGGGUGCUUUCCAAAUUCAGUGCCUUGGUAAAUGUAUUGUUGAGCUGCGUCCCGUCAAUUCAGUCCGUGCUGACCGUGAGAAAAUGUCUUGGAGCGCUUCUGUCCGACGAAAGCCGGAAAUCGCCUUCUGUGAAAUUCCUGGCUAAAGAUUUAGAUAUCAAUGUCAUUGAUGUGUAUGGACGCUUUGAUUUUGCAACGAAGCAACGGUUUACGGAGUUAGCGAACGAAAAACGAGUUGAUCUGCUGCAGAAUGUGACUGAAAAAUUGCGAAGGUAUUUGGGCGAUUCCAGUGCUCUCCAUGGAUCUGACGUGUUUUUUGUCGCUUCAUUGACCGGCUUAGAAAUCGGAAAUCAUUUGACAACCUCUGGAACACGGUUCCCAGGUCGAAUAAAACGUACUUCCGCAGCCUCGAAACCGAAUUCACCUGUUGAUUUUCGGCUGGACAUCGUUCAACACAUUCGCAGUGGGCUUUCUUCGUUGCUAUCGGACAUGCGCCUGGCAGAUUUAUCGGACGAGCUGGAAACGCAUUGGUUGGAUAAUGAGUUUGUCACCGUGUUCGCUGCCUUUUUUAAAGAUUUUACAGAUUUAAUUGGCUCGCUUAUCCCCCGCUGUAAUGCCGGUGCCUUGGUGGCUCUCCACCGAAUCAUUCGCUUUCUGAUUGCGCACAAAACCGAGUUUAUUGAUGAUCAGAUGCGCCAACUAUUUCGAGAAAAUGCCCUGAACGGUGUGACGAGCAGUUUAGAAGCUUGUGCUCAGGCAGUCUUUCAGCAGUGGCUGUCCAUCGUUCUACAGAACUGGAAACUAUCCACACUGGAACAAAUACAGCAGGAUCUGGAUCCGGUCAUGUGGUCGCUGCGGUGCAUUCCCUUUGCGAAAGUAACGGUUGACGAGACUAACGAAGCUGGUGAAGCAGUGAAAUACGCCAUGAAUAUUCCCGCCAAAACGUCACUUACUUUCUGUCAGUGCUUGAAAAGUCUUCACGAUCAGUUACUGGAUUUUGCCAAUGGCCAACCGAAAUCGUUAAUUAACGAUGCUGCCAUCAAUCGGUGCUUUAUGGUCUUAUCGCAGUGCUACGACGAAGCUCUACGACCACCAUCGCGCUUAACCAAAAAUCAAGCUUUGCAGAUGAUCUUUGACGUGAAGACGGCGAUGGCUCUAGCACGAGGAAGAAAGGCCUUUCCCAUUGGGAAUGUUCGGAGCAUGCAGGCUGUAGUGGAUCAGAUUGCGCAGUUCGUCGAUCCCAUUGAUUACAACGUGUUCUUGCCGUACUUGGAACGUAAUGUGGCGGUGCAUGCGGUGGCCAUUAAAAAUUUAUUUCUUGUAUUGACCGUUAUUGAUAAUGUUGCAACGGGAAUUUCGCAAUCAACUGCAGAAAUCGGGAAAGUCGAACAAACUUCGUUAACAGUUUUUAAGCCGGUCUGGUUUUCUCAGUUGCCUGUAUCGAAUUCUGUAGCAAAAUCUUAUGAGAAAGAAUAGAUUUGUGCAUGGGAAAGUUUAUAAUAUCGAAUAGAUAUUCGGUGAAGUUACAAAA
Messenger RNA from Paramacrobiotus metropolitanus, 2814 nucleotides. RefSeq lists its product as uncharacterized. Bases 375 to 2759 code for a protein of 794 amino acids. The transcript is spliced from 2 exons. Gene Ontology annotation, biological process: intra-Golgi vesicle-mediated transport. Gene Ontology annotation, cellular component: Golgi apparatus; COG complex. Lineage: Eukaryota; Metazoa; Tardigrada; Eutardigrada; Parachela; Macrobiotidae. The record is from RefSeq and is a predicted model, not a curated record.